Messenger RNA from Aethalodelphis obliquidens (Pacific white-sided dolphin), 3809 nucleotides. It is a transcript of the gene PARP1, whose product is annotated as poly(ADP-ribose) polymerase 1. Gene Ontology annotation, biological process: protein poly-ADP-ribosylation; double-strand break repair. NCBI's taxonomy places the organism in Eukaryota, Metazoa, Chordata, Mammalia, Artiodactyla, Delphinidae. Bases 168 to 3320 code for a protein of 1050 amino acids. The transcript is spliced from 23 exons. The record is from RefSeq and is a predicted model, not a curated record. Gene Ontology annotation, cellular component: nucleolus; nucleus. Gene Ontology annotation, molecular function: NAD+ poly-ADP-ribosyltransferase activity; NAD binding; DNA binding.
CAGAGCGGCGGGUGGCCUACGCGGCUUGCUCGGAGGCGGCGGCGGCUGCGUCUCUAGACGCUCGUGCGCCAGCGGGGAGCGGACCGGCGGGCGAGGCGUUGGUAGCAGCAGCGGGUCUCCAGGUAGCGGCGUCGGGCUCCCGGAGCUGCAGCAGCUCGAAGAGGAGGAUGGCGGAGUCAUCGGACAAGCUCUACCGGGUCGAGUACGCCAAGAGCGGGCGCGCCUCUUGCAAGAAAUGCAGUGAGAGCAUCCCCAAGGACUCGCUCCGGAUGGCCAUCAUGGUGCAGUCGCCCAUGUUCGACGGAAAAGUCCCGCACUGGUACCACUUCUCCUGCUUCUGGAAGGUCGGCCACUCCAUACGGCACCCUGACGUCGAGGUGGAUGGGUUCUCCGAGCUCCGCUGGGAUGACCAGCAGAAGGUCAAGAAGACGGCUGAGGCUGGAGGAGUGACGGGCAAAGGCCAAGAUGGAGUUGGCAGCAAGACGGAGAAGACACUGGGCGACUUUGCAGCAGAGUACGCCAAGUCCAACAGAAGCACAUGCAAGGGCUGCAUGGAGAAGAUAGAAAAGGGCCAGGUGCGCCUGUCCAAGAAGAUGCUGGACCCCGAGAAGCCCCAGCUAGGCAUGAUCGACCGCUGGUACCACCCGAACUGCUUUGUGGAGAACAGAGAGGAGCUGGGCUUCCGGCCUGAGUACAGCGCGAGCCAGCUCAAGGGCUUCAGCCUCCUCGCCGCGGAGGACAAGGAAGCCCUGAAGAGGCAGCUCCCGGCCAUCAAGAGUGAAGGAAAGCGAAAAGGUGAUGAGGUGGAUGGAAUGGAGGAAGUGGCCAAGAAGAAAUCUAGAAAAGAAAAAGACAAGGAGAGUAAGCUUGAAAAGGCCCUCAAGGCCCAGAACAACCUGAUCUGGAACAUCAAGGACGAGCUAAAGAAAGCAUGUUCGACGAAUGACCUGAAAGAGCUGCUCAUAUUCAACAAGCAACAAGUGCCCUCCGGGGAGUCUGCGAUCUUGGACCGAGUGGCCGAUGGCAUGGUGUUCGGUGCCCUCCUUCCCUGCGAGGAAUGCUCAGGCCAGCUGGUCUUCAAGAGCGAUGCCUAUUACUGUACCGGGGAUGUCACUGCCUGGACCAAGUGUAUGGUCAAGACACAGACGCCCAACCGGAAGGAGUGGGUGACCCCAAAGGAAUUCCGAGAAAUCUCUUACCUCAAGAAAUUGAAGAUCCGAAAGCAGGACCGUAUAUUCCCCCCAGAGACCAGCGCCCCGCUGGCGGCAGCACCCCUGCCCUCUGCAGCCUCAGCGCCCGCCACUGUGAACUCCGCUCCCCCAGACAAGCCGUUAUCCAACAUGAAGAUCCUGACUCUUGGGAAACUCUCCCGGAACAAGGAUGAAGUGAAGGCCACAAUCGAGAAACUCGGGGGGAAGUUGACAGGGACCGUCAACAAGGCCUCCCUGUGCAUCAGUAGCAAAAAGGAGGUCGACAAGAUGAAUAAAAAGAUGGAGGAAGUAAAAGAAGCCAACGUCCGCGUCGUGUCUGAGGAUUUCCUCCAGGACAUCUCCACCUCGACCAAGAGCCUUCAGGAGUUGCUCUCAACCCACCUCUUGUCCCCCUGGGGGGCCGAGGUGAAGGCAGAGCCUGUUGAAGCUGUGGCCCCAAAGGGGAAGUCGGGGGCUGUGCUCUCCAAGAAGAGCAAGGGCCCCGUCAAGGAGGAAGGUACCAACAAAUCUGAAAAGAGAAUGAAAUUAACUCUUAAAGGAGGAGCAGCUGUCGACCCUGAUUCUGGUAAGGGAACGGGAGUGAGCAGAGUGAGCUGUGGGCACCCCGUUGAUGAGGGAAACCAUGUGGGACAGGGCUGCGCCUCGCCCUCUGGCCUCAAGGCUCUGUCCGUGACAGGUCUGGAACACAGCGCACACGUCCUGGAGAAAGGCGGGAAGGUCUUCAGCGCCACCCUCGGCCUGGUGGACAUCGUUAAGGGAACCAACUCCUAUUACAAGCUGCAGCUCCUGGAGGAUGACAAAGAGAGCAGGUAUUGGAUAUUCAGGUCCUGGGGCCGCGUGGGCACGGUAAUUGGUAGUAACAAACUGGAGCAGAUGCCAUCCAAGGAGGAGGCCAUUGAGCAUUUUACGAAAUUAUAUGAAGAGAAAACCGGGAAUGCCUGGCACUCCAAAAACUUCACAAAACACCCCAAAAAGUUCUACCCUCUGGAGAUUGACUAUGGCCAGGAUGAAGAGGCAGUAAAGAAGCUGACGGUAAACCCUGGCACCAAGUCCAAGCUCCCCAAGCCAGUGCAGGACCUCAUUAAGAUGAUCUUUGAUGUGGAAAGUAUGAAGAAAGCCAUGGUGGAGUAUGAGAUUGACCUUCAGAAGAUGCCCUUGGGGAAGCUGAGCAAAAGGCAGAUCCAGGCUGCGUACUCCAUCCUUAGUGAGGUCCAGCAGGUACUGUCCCAGGGCAGCAGCGACUCCCAGAUCCUGGAUCUCUCAAAUCGCUUCUACACCCUGAUCCCCCACGACUUCGGGAUGAAGAAGCCUCCGCUCCUGAGCAACUCAGACAGCGUGCAGGCCAAGGUGGAAAUGCUCGACAACCUGCUGGACAUCGAGGUGGCCUACAGUCUGCUCAGGGGUGGUUCUGAUGACAGCAGCAAGGACCCCAUCGAUGUCAACUAUGAGAAGCUCAGAACUGACAUUAUGGUGGUGGACAAAGAUUCUGAAGAGGCUGAGAUCAUUAGGAAGUAUGUUAAGAACACUCACGCAACCACACACAACGCAUAUGACUUGGAAGUCGUGGAUAUCUUUAAGAUAGAGCGUGAAGGAGAGAGCCAGCGUUACAAGCCGUUCAAGCAGCUGCAUAACCGAAGGUUGCUGUGGCACGGGUCCAGGACCACCAACUUCGCCGGGAUCCUGUCCCAGGGCCUCCGGAUAGCCCCACCUGAAGCACCUGUGACGGGCUACAUGUUUGGUAAGGGGAUCUAUUUCGCCGACAUGGUCUCUAAGAGUGCCAACUACUGCCACACAUCCCAGGGAGACCCAAUAGGCUUAAUCCUGUUGGGAGAAGUUGCCCUUGGAAACAUGUAUGAACUGAAGCAUGCUUCGCAUAUCAGCAAGUUACCCAAGGGCAAGCACAGUGUCAAAGGUUUGGGCAAAACUACCCCUGACCCUUCAGCUAGUAUUACUAUGGAUGGUGUAGAGGUUCCUCUUGGGACCGGGAUUUCAUCUGGUGUUAACGACACCUGUCUACUGUAUAACGAGUACAUUGUCUAUGAUAUUGCUCAGGUCAGUCUGAAGUAUCUGCUGAAGCUGAAGUUCAACUUUAAGACCUCCCUGUGGUGAGCUGUGAGGCGUGGCAGCCCAGUGACUGCGGUGUGAAUUCGCCCGCCUGACAUGCUUUGUACCGACUGACCAGGCAGAAACUUCAGCUGAGUUGCCGAGGGAUAGCACCUUCACUAAACCUCCUUAGAAGGGAUUUUAUAUGAACACUAGGUCACAUGUUAAAUGAUUCUCCCAACUUUUCAAAUCCCUUGUUUGUGUUGCUGGGGCGGGGCGGGGGUGGGGCCGGGGGUUGCUUUGGGUUUUUCUCCUUCCAGCCAUAACCCUGGUAGGUACACCUAACAAUAGAGGAAAAGUUGGGGAGGGUUUUUCUGUGUGUCUAGACUAGUCCAAUGAAAGAACCUUGCAAGCCACGUUAGAACGUCUGCCUCACUGGUUUCCCCAGGGAAGGAAAAAAUAAUCUUCCGCCCUUAUUUCUAAGUGUUCAUCUUUAGUUUUGGAAAAAUGUUAAGCAUUUAUUUUGAGGUUAAAAUAAAAACUAAUUUCAUACUA